Messenger RNA from Sclerotinia sclerotiorum 1980 UF-70, 714 nucleotides. RefSeq lists its product with no specific name. The record is from RefSeq and is a predicted model, not a curated record. Bases 1 to 714 code for a protein of 237 amino acids. The transcript is spliced from 4 exons. Lineage: Eukaryota; Fungi; Ascomycota; Leotiomycetes; Helotiales; Sclerotiniaceae.
AUGGGUGAACUGGAUGAAUUAGUAUCUACCUUACUCGGUACUUUUACGAGCGGCAUAAGACUGCUCAAAGCUAGUCGCAAAAGACGUAGGAGUGGCAAUGAAGCAAUUGAUACCUAUACAGAUAAGGACGAGGAAACUCCUCUCAUCAAGUCAUUCAAAAAAUCUAGAUCAGACAUUCGAGAAGCAUGGGAAAAAGGUUCUAUCAAGGCUGGUCCUAAGUUCUCGGAAGGCGAUGAUGCUCUAACUGAGACCAAACAUGGUCGUCGAAAAAGAGACCAGAACCUAGUUCCAACCGUUCCGACCAAGCCUACUGCUCUCGGACUAGCUACGAGGGACGGUUGGGUACGAUCAAAAUCCAGUAAGAAAGGUGCCGCGAAGCCCAAAACACAUGCUGGAAAAGCUAGUGUUACAGAAUCAAGAGGCGAGCAGAAGCCAAUGCCCUCACAACCCGUCGAUGUAGUAAGGAAGCGAGAUCCAAUACCCAUGCCCCGAACAGCAACAGAAAAUAGAAAGUCAGGCUUCUCGUUUGCAUCUGAUAGCACAAAACUCGGUGAAAUUCCAGAACACAGAUUGGCUAGAUUGCUUGCUACAUCGGAGCAUAACGAUACUGGAUAUUAUAUGCACACAGUAGCUUAUCCUUUGGCUCCGUAUCAACCAGAGCCUCAGAAACGUCGCUUUGGCAUUGAGGAUUUAAUGUUUCAAUUAGCUUCAUAA